GCGGGAGGCGGGGCUGAGCCGGGAUCCCCUCUGCUCCCCCGGAUAAGGGCUCUGAGCUACUGCCCCCCCCGGGGUUAUAACCCGCAGUGAGGAGUAAGGAUGGCGAGCACCCUGAUAGCGGCCGGACUGACCAUCGCUGUUGCAGGAUUUGCGGGUCGCUAUGCCGUGCAAGCCAUGAAGCAGAUGGAGCCGCAAGUGAAACAAGCUCUCCAGACCCUGCCAAAAACGGCCUUCGGUGGUUAUUAUAAAGGCGGAUUUGAUCCCAAGAUGACCAAACGAGAAGCUUCAUUAGUAUUGGGAAUCAGCCCCACUGCCAACAAAACAAAGAUAAGGGAAGCUCACCGGCGGAUCAUGCUGCUUAACCAUCCAGAUAAAGGCGGAUCUCCCUACCUGGCGGCCAAGAUUAAUGAAGCAAAAGAUCUAUUGGAAGGCCAAGCAAAACGAUAAAAUGUUCUCUGUGCAACCACUGGAAAUGUUACUUUUUAUUCUCUUCUGUGAUUUUGGUUUAGAAAUUACUGCUCACAAUAAAUUCAACUACAAUUUCUAUGA
This is a messenger RNA of Xenopus tropicalis (tropical clawed frog), 549 nucleotides long. RefSeq names its product DnaJ heat shock protein family (Hsp40) member C19 (gene dnajc19). The record is from RefSeq and is marked provisional. Gene Ontology annotation, cellular component: mitochondrial inner membrane. NCBI's taxonomy places the organism in Eukaryota, Metazoa, Chordata, Amphibia, Anura, Pipidae.